Plasmopara halstedii is the source of this 798-nucleotide messenger RNA. Its product is annotated as ribonuclease hii. NCBI's taxonomy places the organism in Eukaryota, Oomycota, Peronosporomycetes, Peronosporales, Peronosporaceae. Gene Ontology annotation, molecular function: RNA-DNA hybrid ribonuclease activity; RNA binding. Gene Ontology annotation, cellular component: ribonuclease H2 complex. The coding region runs from base 1 to 798 and encodes 265 amino acids. Gene Ontology annotation, biological process: mismatch repair; DNA replication, removal of RNA primer. The record is from RefSeq and is a predicted model, not a curated record. The transcript has a single exon.
AUGAAGUGUGCAGUUAAAGCAACUGCGCCUCGCCGCUCAGCGCGUUUAAAUAGUAAGAAAGCGCAGCUCGACAACACAAUUGGCGUAAUAUUACGCGAUCGACGCAUUCCAAAGCCAAAGAAAGCGCUGAUCGAUAAAUUAGCUGUGCCGCCUAGAACGCUUUCUCGUCAAUUCGAGACUCGCUACAAAGCAAAAGGUUACUCAACUGUUAUCGGCGUGGACGAAGCUGGUCGUGGUCCGCUAGCUGGACCAGUUGUGGCUGCAGCGUGUCACGUGCCGCUAGAUGUGGUGAUUGAGGGCGUGGACGACAGCAAGAAAAUUUUACAGGAACGACGAGAGGCAUUGUUCGAGCUGCUCACCACCCACCCAAGUAUCACUUACGCUGUACACGUAAACAGCGCGCAACGAAUAGACGAGAUUAACAUUUUGCAAGCGUCGCUGGAGGCUAUGACCAAGGCUGUGAAUGAUGUGACGAAACGGCUGCUACAGAAAGACAACAUUUUCGUGCUUGUCGAUGGUAACAAACUGCCGCCAACUCUUGACCUGCCAGCAGAAGCGGUCGUCAAAGGUGAUUCAAAAGUGUUCAGUAUCGCGGCAGCCUCCAUAAUUGCUAAGGUUACGCGAGAUCGUAUAAUGCGCAACUACGACGAUCAGUAUCCUCAGUAUGGAUUAGCACAGCACAAAGGAUACCCAACGCGAGCCCACGUGGCAGCAAUUGCCAAGCAUGGACCGUGCAAGAUCCACCGAAUGACUUUUGCGCCACUAAAGCCAAAAGAUAUGUCAAAAUCGAAAAUUUAA